UGUUCUUGGCUGAAGCCCUUCUGUAUUCUGUCUCUGGUUUCCAACCAAGGCUGCGGGUUGACUGUAUGCACAAGGCACAGAUUCCCAGAGGAGACCAAGAGGAGCGUUUCAGAGGAUGAGACACAGGAAUACAAGAGUAAAGAAAUCUUUCAGCUGAUGAUUAUAUGCUUGCUGACAGUCAACACCCAGAGCAGUGAAUGGAAGAGCAGGGUGGAAUCUCAAGGUUUGAUGUACGUGUUGUGAAACAAAGGAACAGUCUGCUUGCCCACAGGGAGAUUGCUUCCAGAGACACAACAGGGAGUCUAAAUUGCUUUGCUGAGGGCGAUUUAGCCCUAUGUAGCUAGACACCCAACAUCGCACAUGGUUUGACAAAUGCUGAGAGGUAAGUGCACAGUGCUGCUGACCAUAUUUUUUGCAAAGAGGACACGGUGGGGGUUCAGGUUUCAUUUGGAUAUCGCAUCUGUUUUGCUCAAGUUCCAUCUCCCGUUCCCAUAAGGAGACUGUUUACAGGCAACCUGCUGUCAACAUAACAUUGAGGCCAUCAGACUGAAAAAGAGAGAAGGCUCGAACCAACCAUGAUUCACUUUCUGAGCAAGGUACUUCAUUUUGGAGGUCAAUUGGUAGGCUGAAGUGUGAAGACAUUGUUAUUUGCUUUUAUUUAUUUUAUGGGGCGUUGGGUUCAAACUAAUGACUUACCGGCUACUUACAUCAACCAGAACUAAUAAAUGCAAUGCUUGGAUUGGAUUUUAUGAACGUCAAGGUUUGAACAUAAUUCUCCUGGCUCCCACAGUAGAGCCUGUGGGUUCUGUCUGGCCUCCAGCACAAAGACUACCAUCAUUUUGAGAAAAUGUCGAUGGCUCUGUGAGAAGGAGUAUGGCUGCUGGAAGAUUACUCCUCUAUGCUGGACUAUCCCUAGCCCUGUGUGCCCUAGGCAUGCUAGCCGUAGCGAUCUGCUCCGACCACUGGUAUGAGACAGAUGCUAGACGACACCGGGAAAGGUGCAAAGGCUUCACAAAUAGAAGAAUCGACCCAGGUUUCAUUUAUAACUCCAACAACAAUCUUCCGCUGAGGGCUAGCAGGUCGAAACUAGACCGCUGGGAGGGAAAGUUACUUCUAGCCAGGAACAGAAGGCAGCUUUUUGCAAUGAGCGCUGCCGAUGAGUGCAAUAGACAAUAUAAUUCCACCAACAUGGGCCUGUGGAGGAAAUGCCACCGACUGGGCUUCGAUCAAGAUAUUGAAGAUAUAAUUGCCAAAGGGGAGAUUGAGCGAUGCUCGUUUAUCAAGUAUCACUAUUCCUCAGCCACUAUACCCAAGAACCUCACAUAUAACAUCACCAAGACCAUCCGGCAAGAUGAAUGGCAUGCCCUCCAUUUACGCAGAAUGACAGCUGGCUUUAUGGGCAUGGCGGUAGCCAUCAUCCUGUUUGGAUGGAUCAUUGGCGUGCUGGGGUGCUGCUGGGACAGAGGGCUCAUGCAGUAUGUUGCAGGUCUACUCUUCCUCAUGGGAGGCACCUUCUGUAUCAUUUCACUGUGCACCUGCGUAGCAGGUAUCAACUUUGAGCUGUCCCGCUACCCUCGGUUCCUGUACGGUCUACCUGAUGACAUCAGCCAUGGCUAUGGAUGGUCCAUGUUCUGUGCCUGGGGGGGCUUGGGCCUAACUUUAAUCUCGGGUUUCUUCUGCACCUUAGCGCCCUCAGUUCAGCCUGUCCUGAGGACCAACUGCCCCAAAUCUCGCCCUGAGAAUGGAACAGUGUGCUAAAAACAUAUCUAUUUAGAGCACAAAUUGACAAAGGCAGGCCAUUCUACCUUUAAACUGAUGUGUGGACUACAGAUAUUUCCUUGUCGCCAUUCCUGUCCGUGCCUUGUUUGGAGGCCACAGGAGGAGUGAUGUCGGCAUAGGAGAGUCAAUGACUUCAACUCAUAGUGAUGGUAGAUCAAAGACCACAUCAUGGACUGUGUAUAUAAUCCAUCAUUAAUCAAUGCUUUUUGUUUUCCCAAUCAGGAUGCCAGAUGGUUCCUGCGCCGGUGUCCUUUGACCAUGAACCUCUAUUGUUACAUUCCCAUCUGUCACAAUUAUUAAUUUCAAAUCUCACUGUUCUAACCAACCUUACCUGAAAGCGAAAGACUGUUUUGGUAGAACAGCCCUAACAUGAACACCACUUUGGAGAUCUAACGUGGAAAUACUUUCAAAAGAACAUCCCUUUUCAUUUGGUGGAAGAGAUUUGAGAGGGAAAAGGAAGGAUAUAUAUUUAAUAUAUUUUUGAAUUUGGCAAACCCCAAAUUUUGCCCCUCUGUUUUAUCCCAAAUAUUGUCAACUGGUAAAAUUGACAAACGACAUUACAAUUUUGUGUGCUCCAUUAAAGCUGACAGAGACGUCUGUGAACAAGGUGAGAAACCAGAAGCCAAUUUUCACUCGAACCUCAGCUGCCUUAGCUGCUGCUUGGUGUCUAGGCCGGACAAAAAACCAAUGGCAAAAGCACAAGGCCUGACAAAAUUGACUGCUGUCUGUGUGUGUGCGCCAGUUAUGUUCACAUUACUGGAACUCUGGUUUUUAGGAAUUGCAAAAAAAAAUAAAAAAAAGACCUCCAGCUUCUUCAUAAUGUUGGUUUGUUAAUACAUGAAAUGUACAAGCUACGCGGACUCACUGGAGAGGUGAUAGAAUUAUAUAAAUGAAAUACAAGGUUACAGUCAUGAAAUUUAACAAUGGUGGAUGUUGAGGGAGGUUUUUAUUAAUAUGUCUAAUACAGUAGUGUCAAAUGGUACCCAAAUUUGUCAAAAUAUCAACAUUAAAUUAAUGAUCUGUAAAAUGUUGCUAAUGGAAAGCUGAAUUUGAUGAUUUAUGUAGUAUCAUAAUGGUAAUGGCUUCAUAUGGGGAUCACAAAACUCAAACAGUUGUUUGUCCCAAACUUUUCCUGUUUAGAAUAUGCUACUUGAAAAUGUUUACUCUGAUGCAAUUAUACAGUAUUUCUAUAGGAAAACAGUCUAGAAAAGCAGGGCAGGUUAAAAUUCUAGAAACCAAAAUUAAAACAUUUUUCCUCAAAAAUAAAUCCACAAAACCUACAAAUACAUUGUUGGGUGGAGCAUAGUUGUUUACAUCAAAUAUGUAGAUGUCACUGUACUUCAUAGUCAUGCUUUGAAAAGACGGUGCUUAAAUAAAAUGUGGAGUCUCACGUCAUUUCAUUUAAUGAUAUGCCUCAAAGGCAUGCAAAGCUUUCCCAAUACUUGAAAUUGCUUUCCAAUGAUAUGUUCUGGAAACGCCAGCUGCUCAGCUAUAAUACACAGGCUAGGUGUUCUUACCACCCACUGCACACUACUUGAUUUAUCUCAUAGAUAGAUAGAAAGAGAGAAAGGAUAUUGCAGAUGUAAUGAGAGGGUGAAGUCACACCCAGCGGCAUGAGUAAGAGUCUAGCAGCAUCAAGGGAACAAUAGUUUACAUGGUAUUUUAUGGAAAACUGUAUUCUAUCCACUGCAUUGAUGUAAUCACUGAAAGAAUAAAUAAAAAACUUCUAAAAAA
This is a messenger RNA of Rana temporaria (common frog), 3513 nucleotides long. It is a transcript of the gene TMEM178B, whose product is annotated as transmembrane protein 178B. The record is from RefSeq and is a predicted model, not a curated record. The transcript has 5 exons. The coding region runs from base 874 to 1758 and encodes 294 amino acids. Gene Ontology annotation, cellular component: membrane. Lineage: Eukaryota; Metazoa; Chordata; Amphibia; Anura; Ranidae.